This is a messenger RNA of Syngnathus acus (greater pipefish), 553 nucleotides long. It is a transcript of the gene dpm2, whose product is annotated as dolichyl-phosphate mannosyltransferase subunit 2, regulatory. The coding region runs from base 16 to 405 and encodes 129 amino acids. NCBI's taxonomy places the organism in Eukaryota, Metazoa, Chordata, Actinopteri, Syngnathiformes, Syngnathidae. The transcript has 5 exons. Gene Ontology annotation, molecular function: enzyme regulator activity. Gene Ontology annotation, biological process: GPI anchor biosynthetic process. Gene Ontology annotation, cellular component: endoplasmic reticulum membrane; dolichol-phosphate-mannose synthase complex. The record is from RefSeq and is a predicted model, not a curated record.
AAAUUAAGGUUUCGAAUGCGAGACAGACAAUACAAUGACGUUUUGCAUAUUGACCAAGAGGGGACAGCAGCUAUUAGCAACCACGUCUCAGCAGCCGGAUUUACAAAGAAGAAGACAACCAGGAAGCGUCCCCAUAUAUUGCCCGUCAGAAAAAUGGCUACUGGAGUGGAUCAAGCAGCAGGCAUGAGUCUUAUCGUCUUCAGCCUCAUGCUAUUUACUUACUAUUCUAUCUGGGUCAUUGUUCUGCCUUUCAUGGACACUGAUCAUGUGCUACACAAGUACUUUCUACCACGGGAAUACUCAGUCAUUCUGCCUGGUAUCGCAGCUGUACUACUGCUCCUUUGUAUUGGGGCCUUCACUGCUAUAGUCCUUUGGAAGAAUCAAAAACCCAAAAAAGUUAAUUAACCUCAAAAUGGGAUUGCUCUUGAUUUUAUAUAUAGUGUGGAACUGUAAAUAAAUAUAGAAUCAUUCCCUCCAAUUAUCUGUCAGUGCUCCUCAAUAGUUACCUACCAAUAGGUAUUUUUGUAAAUAAAUAAAAACUAAUCAUCAAAAA